AAAAAAUCCUCAAAAAUUAGCUGCUAAGGGGUGCAGUUUGAAAAAGUAAAACAAAGGAAGAAGGGACAAAAGACAGCGAGGUUGUUGUUUGUUGUCUAAUGUUGCUUUUUGUUUCUUACUAAAAUAGAAACCCCAAUAUCUGUAGGCCCCUCCGAAUUAACCCCUCCUCCAUUCCCUCUGCUCCUCUGCAACUUGUUCUGUUUUUCCGAACGUUGAAGCUUUCCUCCCCCUUCUCUCUCUCUCUCUCUCUCUCUCUCUCUCCACAUUCAUAUACUCCUUUGGGUAUUUUCUGUUUUUUUUCUUUUUUCAGGGGAGAGGGAGUUCCCGAAAUUCACAGAGAUCUGGGAAUUUUCGAGCAGAGCAUGCUUUGCUAGAAAAUGGGGAGGAAAGGGAGUUGGUUUUCUGCAUUGAAGAAAGCCCUCACCCCUGAUCCAAAGGAAAAGAAAGACCAGAAGACUCACAAGUCAAAGAAGAGAUGGUUUGGGAAGUACAAGAAUGAGGAUGCGGUAUCUUCCUGGGCAGAAACCGCAUUUAUUAUCCCUGCCUCCGCCCCCGCCCCCGCCCCUCCUCCUCCUCCGACCCCGCCUCCCAAAGAAGAUGUCAAAUUAGCUGAGGCUGAGAAUGCACAGAACAAACAUGUUUACUCUGUGGCACUUGCCACUGCCGCGGCUGCAGAGGCAGCUGUGGCUGCUGCUCAGGCUGCCGCGGAGGUUGUUCGCCUCACAGCUGUGCCCAUGCCCGGUUACCCUGGAAAGUCGAUGCAGGAGGUUGCAGCUAUCAAGAUUCAGACUGCAUUCCGAGGGCACAUGGCAAGAAGGGCGUUACGAGCUUUGAGGGGGUUGGUGAGGUUGAAAUCAUUGCUACAAGGCCAAUCUGUUAAACGGCAAGCAACUUCAACGUUAAGAUGCAUGCAGACUCUUGCUCGUGUGCAGUCUGAGAUUCGUGCAAGGAGGAUUAGAAUGUCCGAGGAGAAUCAGGCUUUUCAGAGACAGCUCCAACAGAAACAAGAGAAGGAGCUUGAGAAAAUAAAAAAAGAUUCUAUGGGAGAAGAUUGGGAUGAUAGCAUUCAAUCCAAGGAACAGGUCGAGGCAAAGCUACAAAUGAAACAAGAGGCUGCUAUGAGACGAGAAAGGGCGUUGGCUUAUUCAUUCUCUCACCAGAUGAACUCUUCGAAUCCUGCACACCCGACCUUUAUGGAUCCCAGCAAUCCCCGCUGGGGUUGGAGUUGGUUAGAGAGAUGGAUGGCUGCAAGGCCAUGGGAGAGCCGAAGUACAGCAGACUUCAAUGACCGGGCCUCCAUGAGGAGUGCAGCAAGCCGUGCCUCCAUGCCAGUGCGGGAAAUCACCAAAGCUUAUGCUCUUCGCGAUAAGCCUUCUCCUAGGACCCCUACUGCCCUAAGAUCAAGCAGGCCUGCCAGUUGCCAAUCCCCUUCAACUCCUUUCUCCAGGGCACCAUCGUCAGCAUCAGUAACCGGGAGAACCCCAAGAGGAAAUGGCUGGGGUGGAGACGAGGACUCCAGGAGCACACUCAGCAUCCAGUCAGAGCGCUUCAAUAGGAGGCAUAGCAUCGCAGGAUCCUCUGUCAGAGAUGAUGAGAGCCUUGCAAGCUCGCCUUCAGUUCCAAGUUACAUGACACCCACGAAAUCAACAAAGGCCAGGUCGAGGUUGGCAACCCCAAGCUCAAACCAGUCAGAGAAGAACGGGACACCAUCAGAGAAGGGAUCAGUGACGUCUGCAAAGAAGCGGCUGUCAUUCUCUGCAUCACCGGCUGGACCAAGGAGGCACUCCGGUCCUCCUAGGGUUGAUUCUAGCUCCAUUAAAGGCCCUCCAGUGCACGAGAGGAAAGGCAGCAGGUAGCUAGUGAUCAGUCUUGUGUGAGAGAGUGCAUGUAAAAUAAAAGCAAGCUUAAGCAUGUAACUUAGGUAGAUGUCGUUGACGUGAAGAAGAUUGAAUAAAAGAUUGGCCAGGGCUUUGUUAGAGGGUGGAGGAGGAAGAGAAGAGAGGAAAAAUCUGACGGGUUUGUGAUUUUCGUGUCUGUUUCAGUUGUCUUCACGAUUAAUGUCAACAUUUUUUUUUCUUCUUCUCAAACCUUUGUGUUGUUGUGUUUCCGGAUUGUUAUUUAUAAUGUUGUAGCAUAGGAGGAUUGGUUUGUGGGGGUUGAAUGUUUGUUCAUGGUAACAGAAAUAUGGUUUCUUUUGUUGUGUGCA
Molecule: messenger RNA, 2206 nt
Organism: Malus domestica (apple)
Lineage: Eukaryota; Viridiplantae; Streptophyta; Magnoliopsida; Rosales; Rosaceae
Product: protein IQ-DOMAIN 3-like
Molecular function (GO): protein binding
Source: RefSeq, a predicted model, not a curated record